Messenger RNA from Myxocyprinus asiaticus (Chinese sucker), 3936 nucleotides. Its product is annotated as nuclear factor of activated T-cells, cytoplasmic 3-like. The coding region runs from base 327 to 3353 and encodes 1008 amino acids. Gene Ontology annotation, biological process: calcineurin-NFAT signaling cascade; regulation of transcription by RNA polymerase II; cytokine production. The record is from RefSeq and is a predicted model, not a curated record. Gene Ontology annotation, cellular component: transcription regulator complex. The transcript is spliced from 10 exons. Gene Ontology annotation, molecular function: RNA polymerase II cis-regulatory region sequence-specific DNA binding; transcription factor binding; DNA-binding transcription factor activity, RNA polymerase II-specific. NCBI's taxonomy places the organism in Eukaryota, Metazoa, Chordata, Actinopteri, Cypriniformes, Catostomidae.
UGUCGUGACGUCACGUCUGGAGUCGCAGUGUAAAAUGUAACUACUAUAUCCACAUACAUGUGCGCAAGACUUUAGAUCAACACAAAACCAGCAUGGAAUUAUCACACCAACAACCCCAGAGAAGAAACCACAACAAAGGCUCGAACUAACCAACUUCAGAAAAAAAAAAAGACACUCUGGACUGUGUGUUCCGGGUUUUCGCGCUGACACCAUCUCUGUUUGGAAGCCGAAGUGUCGUUUGAAGUUGAAGCGUUGUAGUUGCGUUCGCGCAUGCAUGGACUUGAUUGUUUAUAUAGUUUUGGAGGAGUUUAUUAGAAGAAAGUGCAAUGACUACAAACUACAGUGAGGAACUGGACUUCAGACUCAUAUUUGGGGAAACCAGUCAUAAUCAUAAUCUUCAUCAGUCCUCGCUGGGCCACACAGAAUCCAGAUUGGAUGAUGAUGCCAACUGCUACCCUCUCUUUGCUUCUGGGUCCCACCAUCCUACAGUACAACAGGACAGCUGCUCAUCACAGCUGUAUGCUGCCCCUCACCCUGGUUCUGUCCAACCUAUGGAGUCCCCCAGCAGGGUAUUUGACUGUCCAAGCAUCCAGAUCACCUCGAUCUCAACCAACUGCCACCAGGACCUAGGUAUCCACCAGUUGGACCAGCUGGCAGGUGCUUGUGGGGAAGGCGGAGCUGGCUCUCUAUCAAGGGACCAGCUAUUUCCCUUACCACUGGAUCCGUCCUACAGGGACUCCUCCUCACUGUGUCCUAGUCCCUGCAGUAGCUUGUCCUCUCGCAGCUGGUUGUCCGACGCCUCAUCUUGUGAAUCCUUCUCGCAUGUCUAUGAUGAUGUGGAGGCAGAGCUGAAUGAAGCGGCAGCUCGAGUGCGGCUAGCUUCUCCUCUAGUGUCACCACUGGUGUCUCCUCUACCAUCCCCCCUCACGUCUCCCCAGGCAUCCCCUCAAGUGUCUCCACUCGUCUCCCCCUUUGGUUCUCCCAGCUGUUUAGCUGCAUAUGGAGAUGAUCCUUGGUACCGUUACCAGCAACAACAGCAGCAACAUCUGCAAUAUCAAUAUGCCCAAUCGCUGUCGCCCUAUCAGUCACCCCGCACCAGUGUCACAGAGGACUCAUGGCUCAAUCCUCGCCCACACUCCUCGUCCUCACGGCCUUCCUCUCGGCCAACCUCGCCAUGUGGAAAAAGGCGACAUUCCAGUGCAGAGGUCAUUCCAGGUUUGGCCUCUCCUCACCUGUCACCCAACGCCACACCCUCUCACUCACCUCGGGGAAGUGUCACAGAGGAGACUUGGUUGGGAGGUGCAACAUUUGCCCCCUACCAGACCUUUCCAUUGGACAUUGAUAUCCCAUCCAAAACACGAAGAACGUAUCAUACCAACCACAACCAGGAUCAAGUGUCUCUGUUGCCUGGACAAGAGAACUCAGGUCUUCAAGACCAAGACCUUGCAAACCCAUCACUAAACUCAGGCAUAGCCGUGUCCCUCCCCAGUUUGAAGAAAGAGGAUAUAGUGGAACAUUUCUUAGCCGUCCCAACGCACUUCCCUUGGGCUAAACCUAAACAAGUCAACACUCCUUUAUACAGGUCCACAUCUUUACCUCCACUGGAUUGUCCUCUUCCCAGUCAGUUUGGCCAAUAUGAGUUAAAAAUUGAGAUCCAACCUAAAUCUCACCACAGAGCCCAUUACGAGACGGAGGGCAGUCGAGGAGCCAUUAAAUCAGACUGUGGAAGACACCCUGUUGUAAAGCUUAUAGGAUACAAUGAGAAGCCCAUCAGCCUGCAGAUGUUCAUCGGGACGGCAGACGAGCGUUACAUCAGGCCACACCUGUUCUAUCAGGUGCACAGGAUAACAGGGAAAACCGUAGCGACGCCCAGUCAAGAGACAGUGAUCGCCAACACCAAAGUUCUUGAAAUUCCUCUCCUGCCUGAAAACAACAUGUCUGCCAGCAUUGACUGUGCUGGAAUCCUGAAGCUGCGGAACUCAGACAUCGAGUUGCGGAAAGGAGAAACGGACAUCGGCCGUAAGAACACACGUGUGCGUGCUGUAUUCCGUGUUCAGAUCCCUCAGCACAAUGGAAAAGUGCUGUCACUGCAGGUGGCUUCUGUACCCAUAGAAUGCUCUCAACGCUUAGCUCAAGAGCUUCCCCAGAUCGAUAAUUUCAGUCCCGCCUGUGGAUCAAUGACUGGAGGAGAGGAGAUGACAAUCACUGGCCCAAAUAUCAACCCAGAGUCAGUAGUCAUCUUCCAAGAAAAGGGCUCUGAUGGUAAAACACAAUGGGAGGCUGAAGUGAAAGCUAUACCAGAAAAGAGUACAAAUAGAAGCAUAGUGGUGAAGAUUCCUCCGUAUCACAAGAAAACCAUGGUUUCCUCCACCCAGGUGCAGUUCUCAGUCAGCAAUGGCAAGAGGAAGAAAAGUGCCUCACAGUUCUUCACCUAUCUUUCAGCAGUGCAGGUAAAACAGGAGUUUGGUAUGGGGACGGAUCUUGCCACCAAUGAUCUUGCAAGGCAAAAUCCCACCACCUCCCCAGCAGGCUUCAUCACCACUGGGGAUCCAAUAACAUCUGAACAGGCCCAGCCCCUUGAGCAGUGGCUGCUGUCUGGAGGAUCAGUCUGUGCUCCAUCUUCAACUCAUAUCAGUUACUCACCUCAGGAUUCUUCAUAUCUGAACCACCCUCAUCUUCCAGACAGCAGUCUUAGUGCUGGAGAAGACCUCCACACCAUGUUCUACCACCCAUCAGUGGACUUCACCAAGUCUUCAUACCAGAAACCUCAAGAGAACCUUUCUUACAAAGGACAACCGAAUCUUCCCAUUGACAGUGGCUUACUGCAAGGUGGCGAGUCAUCCCAAAUCUUUAUCGAGCAACCAAGGUCUCAACUAGGCAAAGAAUACCAAGGAAUGCCUUUAGAAAAAGGCCAUAAUCUUCACCACCUUGGCCCCUCCUUAGCAUCCAACCUGUCUGUGUUAACUAGCCCAACUGUUGAUAGAUCUGGUCUGCGCCCUGUGGAGCUGAUGCAAUUCCCACAGUCCUCCUCGUCCCAGGUGCCUCCUCAUCGUCAUCACUCCACUCUUGCUACAGUGCCUUCUAUCUCAUCAUCUACCAGAGAGUGCUUGAAGGACCCUCAAUCCAUCAAAGGUACAUCUCACCAGGUAGCCAGAAAAAGUGCAGACCCAUUGGGUUACAGUAUGUCACAAGGUGGAGAAAGCCUUAAUGUUAAACAGGAACCAGAUGAAGAGAAAGAGCUAACCUUUCAGACCACAGGACUGCAGGAUAUCACUCUUGAUGAUGUAAGUGAGAUCAUUGUCAGAGACUUGUUCGAAAUUCCAGACUCAGAGGAUACCAACAGUGUGCCAUAGCUCCACUCUCAUGGGCGAUGGGUCCCACAGAUCACAAAAUUAAUCUUCCACAGGACUUUAGUACUGCAACCAUUAGUGAACUGAUUAACAGAAGCAUGGACAUCUCAUUAUAACUGCUUUGACUGCGGAAGUCUCUUCCAUCAUACAUUUACUGCACCUGUGGAAAAGACGUUUAUUAUGAGCAAUACCAUUAGGAUUUUAAACAUUGUUAAACUGGGCAUGUAAAAUGUACUUUCAAAUGUACAAGUCCGUUUGUGCCUUAACCUGACAUGCCUUUUAUCCUAUUUGAAUGUUUCAGUUGUGUUUAGUUGUCUCUUAAUUUGGAUUUUUAAUGUAGUUGAAAAAUCCAAAUCUAUUCUUGUACGGUUUUAGAUGAUUAAUUAUGAAAAAGAAAUAUACAUCAGCAUGUAGCAUAUGAGAGAGUCCAAUGUUUCUGUUAGCUGAGUUUCACUUUAAUCCACUGUGAUACCUGUUUGACAUCUCAAUAGAUUAUUUUCUCAUGCUUUUUAUCAUUGCUCAAUAGUUUUUCAAAAUGAAAUUGUAUUUAUGAAUUUUUACUGAACAUAAAAGAGGUUUUGUGACA